Myzus persicae (green peach aphid) is the source of this 2426-nucleotide messenger RNA. RefSeq lists its product as uncharacterized. Gene Ontology annotation, biological process: SCF-dependent proteasomal ubiquitin-dependent protein catabolic process. The record is from RefSeq and is a predicted model, not a curated record. NCBI's taxonomy places the organism in Eukaryota, Metazoa, Arthropoda, Insecta, Hemiptera, Aphididae. The transcript has 3 exons. Gene Ontology annotation, cellular component: SCF ubiquitin ligase complex. The coding region runs from base 1 to 1674 and encodes 557 amino acids.
AUGUCGGUCCAGACUACAACACAAAACAUGGACAAUACGGAAGCAUCGUGUCCAAAAUGCGUGUUCGACCGCCUGCCACCGGAAAUGAUCCGGUUCAUAUUCCGGAAGCAGUCCACUGACGAUCUUCUGCAGGCGUCGGCCACCACCGACCGAUUGUACCGGGUGGCCCAGCACCACAUGUACUCGUCGGAACGAGCGCUGCUCGUGCGCGGUGGCCAAGACACGGCGGCCACGGUGACGCGGACGUUUGACGUGCGGAACGUAAAGUCGCUGUACCUGGUGGAUGUGUACGACUUUGACCGGGACGUGCCCCGGCAACUGAGGCGGUGUGACGACACCGGCGAAGACGCCGGUGAUGAAAGCGGUGAAGACGUCAGUGAAGGAGUCAGUGAAGACGGUGACGAAGACUGCGGUGAACAUAGUGACGACGACGAUAACGAGCGUAGCGAUGGUGAUAAAUUUGGCCGAACCACGUCACCCGCGUUGGAAGUGUUGCACGUGGGUUACGGUCGGGACGUAAACUACGCAGAUCUACCGGUCGAAGGUCUGCGACGGUUGUUGUCCGCCGUCCGCGCCCGUCGAGUGUGCUUCAGCAAUGUGGUGAUGACAGCCAACGACGUGGCCGACGCGGUGUCUGCCAUGCUUGAAGCCCACGAAGGUUGCGACGACGUAGUCGUCAAUGACAGCAACGACAACAAUGGCGACGACGAUGACGACGACGAUGACGGCGGCGGCGGCAGCGACAGUGACAGUGACGACGGUAGCGAGGGCGGUGACGACAUCGACAACCGGCCGCCGGUGCUCAGGUGCUCGCAUGACCGCGCAGACGACAAUCGUGUGAUCGAGCUCAUGGACGACGUGGAACGCACGUGCGCCGGUCUGCUGUCCGAGUUCAGGGUGACGAUUCGGCGGCCAGCGCCACACGCGUACGCCGUCUACCCGAUGUCCCGGUGCGGGAGCGCGGCCUCCGUCACCGACUGGGACGACACGGCCACCACAGCAGACGCAGCUGCAGCCGUGGCCGCUGAGACACCCGAAGACCUGCUCGCCCUCACCGCGUCCGACUGUUCCGGACUGGGCCCGGCCGCGUACAAGCGGUUGGUGCCGGCGUGUCCCCGGUUGCGCCGGUUGACCAUGAAGGCAGCGCGGCAAGUGGACGACGACGGGUUCGCGGCAGUAGCUGGGAUGCAUUCACUUCAACACCUCGACAUGGAAGGCAUGUCUGAAGUCACAUCCGACGGCCUGCUCAGCGGUCUCGUGAGCGCCACCGGACUGCAAUCACUGGGCCUGGCCGACUGCCCUUACGUGACGGACGAUGUCCUGCGCCGGAUCGGCGAGAUAAGGCAGCUGCGCAACCUUCGGCUGGACCUGACCUACUGUGACAAGACGACGGCGGCCGGGGUGACAGACAUGCUGUCCGGCUGCGAACGACUCCGCGAUCUGGACCUGACGCUGCCGCUGAAUGCCGACUACGUGGCCGCGGCCGCGUCUGCAAGCCACCUGGACCAGCUCCGGACGUUCCGGCUGACGUUCGAGAGGCUAUCUUUUCAAGACCACCUGGACGACCAGCCGACCGACGCUGACUGGCAACGGUCGCUGGCCGCCGGUUUUCGAGACGACGUCGAGUUCAGCGUCCGGCAAACGUUCACCAAGAUCACCGUGACGGUCGACUGACCGGUUGUGAGCACCAGAUGAUCACAGUGACAGUGACAGCAUCACCAUCGUUUGUUCACGCCCACCAUUUACCUCUUCACCAUCUAGUGAGGUGAUCGGCGUGCGAGUAACACACAAAGUCCGACUGAGUAUUGGUACCGGUAAAGAACGAAAACGGUUUCAGAUACCAUAAUUAAUACCAUCGUGUACCGGAUUAGGGUCAUGAAGACUGGGUGAAAUGAGAUUGGUGUGCAGCAGGGUAUACUUUAACUUUCUGAUUUUUGUAAUUAAUUAAAAUAUUAAAAUAUAUUUUUAAAAAAUGUAUGCAAAUAAUGUAAAUAUACAUAAGACAUACAAUAUUUGCUACAAAGAAGAAAAAGCUAUGUGGAGCUGAAAAAAAAUUGGCCUGCAAUUGCACACGUUGGCACCUCUUUUGCAAAAAAACUCAAAUGGAGUCACAGAUUCUGAGAACUGCCUGAGAUAAGGUUACGAUGGUUGGGUGGCAAUGAUGAGAAAACUUCCAUCCGUUUAUGUACCCAUCACCCAAAAGACUGUCAUCAACCGAUAAAUGGUUCAUCGAGUUUGAUCGACAUCGAUGUCGAUUGUCACGCACGUCCGGUUCCGAUUUAUUGUAUAGUGCUCGUCCUACCGAUUUGCGAGAUCGAUCGGAACGGCGACACACGUGAUUUAAAUGCUGUCGCACACACCGGAAGUGCACUAUACGGUCUUGAACUAAAUUGUAACUUGUAAAUAAUACACACUCAUUAUUACUC